ACGGUUUCUAUUCCCAAAAUGUAGCCAUAAUUUUCUCUAGAUUUUUUCACUUUCUCUUUCUAUAUAAACAUUUCGCUGGCGUUUCCAUCAAUCUUUGCAUGGCUGUUACAUUCACGGCCUCAAGAUUUUCUCACGACCCAAACACCACAACAAACCCAUAAAUCAACCCACACUCUUUGUUCCUCUAAAACCCUUCUUCCAUGAACGAUUCAACCCCAUUAUAGUCUCUCCCUUGCAAAUUUGCAGAAGCAAUUCUGUAAAAAAUCCCUCUUUUCUUCUCCCAAUUCUUUUCUCAAAUCAAUCAAUGGCUGAACCCAAGAACUACAUUACAUCCCUAGACCUCAAAUCACACAGCAAAGCAGGGGAUCUAUGGAUCUCUAUACAGGGCAAGGUCUACGAUGUCUCCGAUUGGGCCAAAGAUCACCCAGGUGGUGCUCUUCCAUUGCUGAGUCUCGCAGGCCAAGACGUCACUGACGCGUUCGUUGCUUACCAUCCAGGCACUGCUUGGCAAUAUCUCGAUAAGUUCUUCAAUGGGUUUUAUCUCAAAGAUUACUCUGUUUCUGAAGCGUCCAAAGAUUACAGAAAGCUUGUUUUCGAGUUUUCCAAAAUGGGUUUGUUUGAAAACAAAGGGCAUGGUGUUUUUGUUUCGUUUUGUUUCAUGGCAGUAUUGUUUGUUGCGAGUGUUUUGGGUGUUUUGUGUUGUGAUAACACUUGGGUUCACUUGCUUUGUGGUGGAUUGAUGGGGUUUUUGUGGAUUCAGAGUGGUUGGAUUGGGCAUGAUUCUGGGCAUUACCAUGUUAUGCCGAAUCGAGGGCUCAAUCGAUUGGCUCAGAUUCUUACUGGGAAUUGUCUUGCUGGGAUCAGCAUUGGUUGGUGGAAGUGGAACCAUAAUGCUCAUCACAUUGCUUGCAAUAGCCUCGAUUUCGAUCCGGAUCUUCAACACAUUCCAUUCUUUGUGGUAUCUUCGAAAUUCUUUAACUCAAUUACAUCUCAUUUUUAUGGAAGGAAGAUGACUUUUGAUCCUAUUGCUAGGUUCUUAGUGAGUUAUCAGCAUUGGACAUACUAUCCUGUUAUGUGUUUUGCUAGAAUUAAUCUGUUUGCACAAUCUUUUAUGUUGUUGUUGUCAAAGAGAAAAGUACCCAAUAGGGGUCAAGAGAUUUUGGGGCUAAUUGUGUUUUGGAUUUGGUAUCCUCUGCUUGUUUCGUGCCUACCCAAUUGGGGAGAAAGACUAAUGUUUAUCAUUGCAAGUUUCGCGGUUACUGGCAUUCAACAUGUUCAAUUUACUUUGAACCAUUUCUCAACUAGUGUUUAUGUUGGUCCACCUACUGGAAAUGACUGGUUUGAGAAGCAAACAGGUGGGACACUCAACAUAGCGUGCGCUUCUUGGAUGGAUUGGUUUCAUGGUGGAUUGCAAUUUCAGGUUGAGCAUCAUUUGUUCCCUAGAUUGCCUCGAUGCCAGCUUAGGAAAAUUUCACCCUUUGUCAUGGAUCUCUGCAAGAAGCACAAUUUGCCUUACAAUAUUGCUCCAUUCUGGAAGGCGAACGUGUUGACAAUUAGAACUCUUCGCAAUGCAGCCCUGCAGGCUCGUGAUCUUGCCAGUCCAAUCCCAAAGAAUUUGGUUUGGGAGGCUGUCAACACUCAUGGAUAAUAUUGCAACAUGUUUUUGGCUAUGAUAUAUUAUCUCAAUUGUUUUCCAAGGUUUAUCAUCCUUGGUAUUACAAGAAAAUAAAAUCAUAUUUGUCAUUGCCUGGAGGUUUCAGUUAUUUGUUUGUUUGUGUGUAGUUCUUUGUCUUCUUGUUUCUAUCAAAACACAACAGCUAAGAGUUUGGUGGGAUGUGAAUUACAGAGACCAACUACAUCCAAUGUUCGAAUUUAGUGGUCCACUAUGUGCUUUUUGCAUUAUAGGUUCUAGUCUUUCUCUAUAUAUAUUGAUUUUGAGUUAGGUUGAAUUUUUGUUUGUGUCUAGGUGAAAACUAUGCAACAUUUGAUAUUUCUUGUUUUCAAUCAAUUACAAAAGAUAGUUUGAAGAUGUAUCUCUCUCUUUGUGGCUGUUGUAUUGCGUAGCCUGAUAUAUACGAUGUCCAUCUUUUCUUGCUCUA
Molecule: messenger RNA, 2099 nt
Organism: Camellia sinensis
Lineage: Eukaryota; Viridiplantae; Streptophyta; Magnoliopsida; Ericales; Theaceae
Product: acyl-lipid (9-3)-desaturase
Biological process (GO): lipid metabolic process
Cellular component (GO): membrane
Molecular function (GO): oxidoreductase activity, acting on paired donors, with oxidation of a pair of donors resulting in the reduction of molecular oxygen to two molecules of water
Source: RefSeq, a predicted model, not a curated record